AUGUCUAAAACGGAGAGCAUUUCAGACUACUUCACAAGAACAUUAGUUAUUGUGAAUCAAAUGAAAAGGCAAGGAGAGAACAUUGAAGAUGUUCGUGUCAUUGAGAAAAUUCUUCGUUCCUUGACGUUGAAAUUUGAGCACGUCGUUGCUGCUAUUGAAGAAUCAAAAGAUCUCAACACCAUGUCCAUCGACCAAUUGCAGAGCAGAUUGGAAGUCCACGAGCAACGCAUGAAGAAAAAGGCCACUACUUCACUUGAUCAUAUGCUACAAGCGAAGAUGUCAAUCCAAGAAAAUAAGAAGUCUGAGUCUGGGACAUCACGUGGUGGAUACAACCAAGAGGCGGUUAUUCUCAAACCUACAAUCAACAAGGGUUUGAUAAAGCAAAUGUCGAGUGUUAUACUUGUCACGAAUUCGGGCAUUACAGCUAUGAGUGUCCAACAGCCGGAAAUACCAGGGCCAAUCAACAAGUCAAUUAUGCCGAAGGUGGAGAUGAUGAUGAGCAGCACAAUGUACUUGGAUACCGGAGCAAGUAAUCACAUGUGCGGGAAUAAACAUGAAGAUGCACGUGAAAUUGAAGAACCAGAAUCACCUGAAUCAUCUCAAGGUCUAGGUGGAAAGCCAAGAAGAAUGCGCGACCUGAGUUAUAUGUAUGAAGCUACUGAAGAAGUUGAUGGAGCUGGAGAAGAAAAUGUGAAUCUUAUUUGUUUUCAUAUGGAUGCGGAUCUUGCCUAUGCAAAUACUGCGCAAGACAUGAAGAAUUGA
Molecule: messenger RNA, 762 nt
Organism: Salvia hispanica
Lineage: Eukaryota; Viridiplantae; Streptophyta; Magnoliopsida; Lamiales; Lamiaceae
Source: RefSeq, a predicted model, not a curated record